GAAGGGGGGGGGAAAGGGGGGCGGAGGGAGGGAGCAAUUGAAUUUCAAACACAAACAACCGCAUGGGGCAGGGACCCACCGCCGCCGCUCCGCUCCGCUCCUAGUACCGGGGCCCCCGCCGCCCCCCGCCCCGGCCGCUCCGCCGGGCUCGCCGCGCUGGGGGGGCUGCAGAAGCCGCUGCUUCCCCUCCUCCUCCUCCUCCUCUUCCUCCUCCUCCUUCUCCUCUCCCCCCCCUCCCCCUCUUUUUAGUAUUAUUAUUUUUCGCUAAGCCCUGCCUCGCCGGGUUUUGCCUCCCAAAAACUUCAGCCUUAACCCCCCCCCUCCCCUCCCCUCCUCUCCUUUCCCCUGCCCGCCCCCCCCCACCCCUCCCCCCCCCCCUCCCCGUUCCCGGGAGGAGCCGCCAGCAAAGAUGUCCCGGUCGCACCGGCAGAAGGAAUACAAAUGCGGGGACCUGGUUUUCGCCAAGAUGAAGGGUUACCCGCACUGGCCUGCCCGGAUCGAUGAGAUGCCCGAAGCUGCCGUCAAAUCCUCCUCCAACAAAUACCAAGUUUUCUUCUUUGGGACCCACGAAACGGCUUUCCUGGGGCCCAAAGACCUCUUCCCCUAUGAGGAGUGCAAGGAGAAGUUCGGGAAGCCCAACAAACGGAAAGGGUUCAGUGAAGGUCUGUGGGAGAUCGAGAACAACCCCACGGUCAAAGCCUCUGGCUACCAGGUGGGUCACAAGGCAGGGUCACCCUGCUUCUCAUCCCCAUCUCUCCAGCCACCUUCCCCAGGUGCCCUCUGUGAGUUACACACACACACACACCCUCACCCUCCUUCUCUCCUCCAGCCCACCCAGAAGAAAAGCUGCCCCGAGGCCGCCGAGGCAGAGCGGGAGCCCGAGGGUGAUGGGGAGAAGAAGGGCAAUGCCGAGGGCAGCAGCGACGAGGAGGGGAAGCUGGUGAUUGAUGAGCAGUCCAAGGACAAGAACGAGAAAGCUGGGAUCAAGAGGAAAGCAGAAGAUGCUCUGGAGGACUCCCCGAAACGCACCAAGGAGACAGAGGGGCAGGAAGGGGAGAAGAAAGUGGACAACGAAGAGGUCCCCAAAGAGGAGGCAAAAGCCAACCCAGGCGAAGGGGAGAAGGAGAAGAACAGCGAUGCCACCAGCGUGCCGGACGCCAACGAGGCCAAGCAGGAGGGCAAGGAGAAAGCUGGCACGGAGGAGGUCAGAGACCACAAGGAGAGCCUGUAGCAGCCUCUCCCCAGUGAGCCCAUCUGUCCCUGCUGGGUGCUGCAGCGAGAAACAAACAGGAGACUGAAAUGUCCACCAGAAGAAAACACACAAAAAAAGACCAAAAAAAUGACAAAAUACAUAAAAAGCCAAAAAAAAAGAGAGAGAAAUGAAGAGGACAAGGGGGUGAGAGGAGCCCUGAGGCGACUGCGUCCCCGGCCCCGCCGUCACGGGGGGCAUUGCUUUGUAUUAGUGAUUUCUAGGGGGCUGAUCAGUUGAUUUGAAAUAAAAAGCGAUUCAUGCCUUUUUAAA
This is a messenger RNA of Colius striatus (speckled mousebird), 1522 nucleotides long. It is a transcript of the gene HDGF, whose product is annotated as heparin binding growth factor. The transcript has 5 exons. Bases 410 to 1231 code for a protein of 273 amino acids. Gene Ontology annotation, molecular function: double-stranded DNA binding; transcription coregulator activity. The record is from RefSeq and is a predicted model, not a curated record. NCBI's taxonomy places the organism in Eukaryota, Metazoa, Chordata, Aves, Coliiformes, Coliidae. Gene Ontology annotation, cellular component: nucleus. Gene Ontology annotation, biological process: regulation of transcription by RNA polymerase II.